UUCAAUUCCGCGUCUCUCUCUAUAGAAAUCGAAAAGAUCUCAGAGAUACAACGAAGCCGUAAAUCUCGUUUAGGGUUUUUGAACAUUUGAAAAAAAAAAAGCAUUUCUCGAUCUAGUCUCUCUAGUUUUGUUUGCUUAAUCGAAUCCAAUGGCGGGUUACAAAGCAGAUGAUGAAUACGAUUACCUUUUCAAAGUUGUUCUCAUCGGUGAUUCUGGUGUUGGAAAGUCUAAUCUGCUUUCACGAUUCACUAAGAACGAGUUUAGUCUCGAGUCUAAAUCCACCAUAGGCGUGGAGUUCGCGACUAGGAGUUUGAAUGUUGAUGAUAAAGUCAUCAAAGCUCAGAUUUGGGAUACUGCUGGUCAAGAAAGGUACCGAGCCAUCACUAGCGCGUACUAUCGUGGAGCUGUUGGAGCGCUUCUUGUCUACGACGUAACCCGACACUCCACAUUCGAGAACGUAGAGACGUGGCUCAAAGAACUCAGAAACCACACUGAUCCAAACAUCGUAGUCAUGCUCGUCGGCAACAAAUCCGAUCUCCGUCACCUCGUGGCUGUUCAGACAGAGGAUGCCAAGUCAUUCGCCGAGAAAGAAUCUCUUUGCUUCAUGGAAACAUCUGCUCUUGAAUCCACAAACGUCGAGGAUGCUUUCGCGGAAGUACUCACUCAGAUACACGGCAUUGUGAGCAAAAAGGCAAUGGAAGCAGCGAGCGAAUCAGCUAACGUUCCGUCGAAAGGAGACAAGAUCGAGAUCGGUAAGGAUGUAUCCGCUGUGAAAAAAGCUGGAUGCUGUUCAAAUUAGUAAGAGAGUGGAUGGAUCUUGUUGUAAUGUUAACUACAGGAGGAUCUCGGUUUUUGUUUAACUGUUUAUUUAUUCAAAGUCAUUCGAAUAUUGAAAGAUUGUUUUAGGUUUAUUCAUUGUCUUUUAUCAUGUGUUUCUGUUGAUUAUAUAAAUUUUAUGGUUGAAAUUUUAUUUUGUCUAUAACAAAACUCAAUA
Eruca vesicaria subsp. sativa (arugula) is the source of this 994-nucleotide messenger RNA. NCBI's taxonomy places the organism in Eukaryota, Viridiplantae, Streptophyta, Magnoliopsida, Brassicales, Brassicaceae. The record is from the annotation of a GenBank genome assembly.